AUGGCUAACUGUGGACCUUCCUGCGCCGUCCCAUCUUGUGCUUCCACCCCAGUCGUUGGUUUUGGACCAGCCGGCUGUGGUUUUGGCGGUGGCCUUGGCCUUGGCGGUGGAUUAGGCGGUGGAUUCGGCUAUGGUUCUGGCUAUGGCUCCGGUGCCCUGGUUGGAUCCGGCGUCCCUUCUGCCAGUCUUGGUAUUCUUUCUGGAGUCCAGCCUUCAUGCGUCAACCAGAUCCCACCAGCAGAGGUCGUCAUCCAGCCUCCGGCCGCCAUCGUGACCGUCCCAGGACCCAUCCUCUCUGCCAGCUGUGAGCCCGUGGCUGUGGGAGGAUAUGCUCCAUGCUCCCCUGGUGGUUAUGGAUCCGGAUUUGGUGGCGGAUUUGGCAGAGGUCUCUAUGGUGGUGCAGGUCUUCUGGGGUCUAGCUCUGGUGGUUUGGGGGGCCGUGGCCGUUAUGGGUAUGUGGGGCGUAGAGGCAGCAUCUGCUAUACCCCCUGCUAA
This is a messenger RNA of Podarcis muralis (Common wall lizard), 495 nucleotides long. RefSeq lists its product as uncharacterized. Gene Ontology annotation, cellular component: intermediate filament. NCBI's taxonomy places the organism in Eukaryota, Metazoa, Chordata, Lepidosauria, Squamata, Lacertidae. Gene Ontology annotation, molecular function: structural constituent of cytoskeleton. The record is from RefSeq and is a predicted model, not a curated record.